CUCUUCUCAACCGACAAACUCGGUGUACGGGGCAAUGCCGCCAGUGCCACACAGGUGACGGGCAGCCAGAAGACCAUCGCACAGCUGCUAGCAGAUCAUCAUGAACGCGACGAAGCUCGAGCUCUAUGACCAUCAUCCCGGGAGCAAUGGCCAUGUCCACGUGUCGUCCACCGCCCUGGGCUCUGUGGGCACCCUGGGCGCAUCGUCCAACACCCCAUCCGACUCUGACUCGGGCAUGGACGACGACCGAGAUGGCUCCAAAAAGCGCAAGAGGCCCAUGAACGUCACCUGCGAAGCCUGUAAGCAACGAAAAGUGAAAUGCGACCGUGCCCAGCCUGCCUGUGGGUGGUGCUCUCGCAAUGAUCAUCCCUGUGAAUACAAGGAGCGGAAGAAGCCCGGCCUUCGCGCCGGUUAUGGUAGGGAGCUCGAGGGCAGACUGGAUCGCCUCGAGGCUCUGUUGAAUGAACAAGGCCGCCAGUUGGCCGCCCAUCUCGCAGAAGCAUGCACCAUUGACGCCGGUGUCGGCUCUGCCAGCAACAGGCACAGUGUGCAAGGCUUAGGUCCCGACGUCGGCCGGUCACGGGCUUCGUACGAUGCGCAGGGGAUCAAUGUCGCCGGGGAGCUCCAGCAACAGAUGAUCGAUCCCAACUUGCAUGCUUCCACCUCGCGACAUGGCUCUCUACAGUAUCAGCAGGGAGCUCCAGACCAGCAAAUGGCGCAGCAGAGCCACUACACUCCCUCUGCUCAGUCGCAUGCACUCACCUCACCUCAUUCCACAACAGGAUAUCAAGGCGCCCAAAUGUACAAUGAGUAUUCGGCUAUGCUUCCUCCGUAUGACCUCCUAUAUGCCUUGGUGGAUCUCUAUUUCAAGCACAUCAAUAUAUGGCUGCCCUUGCUGGACCGAAAAACCACUCUAGACACAUUGUUUGGAGCCUCGACCCUCGACGAAGCCGACAGAGUGCUGCUGCAUGCCAUCGUAGCAACUACGCUACGCUUCUCGCAGGAUCCUCGGUUAACCCCGGAAGGCCGCCAGCACUAUCAUGACACCUCUAAGCAACGUGUUCAGUUGUUCGGAUUGGAAAAUUCGAAUGUGCGAGCUCUGCAAGCACUCGUCAUUCUGGCGUUGGAUGUGACAGGGUCGACGAAUGGUCCUCCGGCAUGGAAUCUUCUUGCGCUGAUCAGUAGAAGCAUGGUACAACUAGGGCUUGCGGUAGAAUCAGGCUCUGCGCUUGCCUCACCUAUGUAUCCUUCCAUCGCAACCCUCAGGGCUUCUGUUCUGCCCGAGCCCAAAUCCUGGAUCGAGGAUGAAGAGCGACGUAGGCUCUUCUGGGCAGUUUACCUGCUUGAUCGAUACGCCACCAUUGCUACGGCAUUCGAGUUCGCGCUGGACGAGAAAGAGGUUGACCGGCGUCUGCCUUGCAGAGACGACCUGUUCGCGGCGAACAAGCCUGUCGAGACGAGGUGGUUUCGGCCGCCAGAGCGCCCUCGAUAUGCCACAGGGAUGGCCGACACCCAUGGACAUUUCUCCUAUCAUUGUGAGCUCAUGGCUAUUCUGGGCCAUAUCCACCAGUUUCUGAAACGGCCCGUGGACAUUGGCUCGUUGACCGACGUGGAGCAGUGGCAAGGCUCGUACCGAGCCCUCGACAGCGAUCUAAACGCGUGGCACUUCAGUCUGCCUGACGAGUUCGCCAACAUCACUCGGCUCCUAAAAUCCAACGUGCCGGCUAAAAAUACAAAUUGUGGCUGGAUCAUGCUGCAUGCGGCGUAUUGUCUGACAGUCAUUCGCUUGAACUCUUCGGCGGCAUACCCCAGCCAGAGUUCGCCGAUCUUCUCUUCAUCCUAUAGCGCCAUGCAGCGGUGUUUAUCCGCCGUCGAGAACUUGCGUCAGCUCUGUCGUUUUGUCAAGCUCAGUGGCCUGCUGGACCGCCUUGGGCCCCCAUUUGCCUUUGCCAUCUGGGUCGGGGCACGGGUCAUGUUGGUGCACGGAUCAACCAUGGAUCACGAAGUGGACCCCGACAUUGACUUCUUCGUGACGACCCUCGCCGAGAUGGGGGAGAAUUGGCUUGUUGCCAAACGGUACAGCGAAAUCCUGAGCCGGGUUCUAGGGGAGUAUCGUCAGUCGCAGCGAACCAGUGGAGUGACAGGGGAGAGGGUGACUCCGUCGACGGUCAAAAUCCUCGCCGACAUGCGCCGAUGUGCCUACGAUCUCGACUUUCUCAUCUCCCGCCAGCCGCACGCUGCGGCCGUGAAAUCAUACCACCCGACACGAGCAAACACUCCAGCCCCCAACGAACUCGAGUAUCUCGACGUCUUUGACCUUUUCAACUUCCCCCGAGUCCCCAUGACUCAGGAGGGGGUGGAAAAUGGAAGCGCACAGGGCCUGGGCCAAGCUGCGCCCCCGGAUCUUGCGGCGAUGAACGCUGGAAUGAUCCCGAACUUUGCAGUCCCUAACCCGGAAGCUGAUUGGCUCUUCCAUACAAAUUAAUGCCAUGAAUUGGCGGAGAGGCAAAGUUUGCGUGUGCUGUGACGUGCCAUGAUAUGACCGGGGCUGGGUGGGUUUGCCCAACCGAGAGGCCCCAGACGGCAUUUCUCCAGUCGCAGAUUUGUCAGGAAAGACAAUUCCGCUCUCAUUGCCUCAUCUCGAGGAUUUGGAAUCUGGUCCCAAGCCUUAGGGCUGGUGGGAGGCAAAACCGAAACCACACCUUCGAGGGGGCAACACGUUCGGGAUGACAAGUUCCCGACGGCCAUGAGACAGGCCUUUGUUUGCAGUGGACUGGAAUAACAGCACUGAGCGAAUGUGUGAUGGUGUCAGCAAGGACGGGGGUGGGGGAAGGGGAACAACGUGACACUGCCCAUAGUAUUUUUGUACCCGUUGUUAUGGUGAGGUUUUGAAUCGAGUCAGCCUUACCCGAUACCCGAUCGGGCGACGCAAAGAGGCCUCGGAAGGGGAUAGGUUGAGUCGGGGCCAGGACCCAGGAGAAAGCCAGUACCCAGUAGUCGUAAUGAUGAACAAAAGAGCAUGCCUUGCGAUAUAGGGUGAGGAUGAGGGUAUGGCCACGGUUAU
Molecule: messenger RNA, 3064 nt
Organism: Cladophialophora immunda
Lineage: Eukaryota; Fungi; Ascomycota; Eurotiomycetes; Chaetothyriales; Herpotrichiellaceae
Exons: 4
Coding region: 101-2485 (794 amino acids)
Biological process (GO): DNA-templated transcription; regulation of DNA-templated transcription
Cellular component (GO): nucleus
Molecular function (GO): DNA-binding transcription factor activity, RNA polymerase II-specific; zinc ion binding; DNA binding
Source: RefSeq, a predicted model, not a curated record